AUGGCUGCUCCCGAGGUUCACCAUCUCUUCCACAGCCCCAUCGCCGACCACUCCUUCUCGGCCGACCGCAACACCCUUGCCGUCGCCCGAGACACAACCGUCGAGCUGUAUGCCAAGGCUGGGAAUGCCUUCAAGCUCCAGGAUGUGUUGAAGGGUCACGACAAGACGGUCACCAGCGUCGACAUUGCCCCGAGCUCCGGUCGCAUCGUGUCUUGCUCCCAAGACCGCAAUGCGCUCGUCUGGGAGCCGUCUCCCACGGGGUAUAAGCCGACCUUGGUCCUUCUCCGCAUCAGCCGCGCCGCCACAUUUGUCCGAUGGUCCCCCUCGGAAACAAAGUUCGCCGUCGGAUCUGGCGACCGCGUCAUUGCCAUCUGCUACUUUGAAGCGGAGAAUGACUGGUGGGUGUCCAAGCAUCUGAAGAAGCCCAUCCGCAGCACCAUCACCAGUGUCGCCUGGCACCCCAACUCUGUCCUCCUCGCUGCAGGCUCGACCGAUGCCCACGCCCGCGUCUUCUCUAGCUUCAUCAAGAACGUCGACACCAAGCCAGACCCCGGCGUUUGGGGCGAGAGGCUGCCCUUCAACACCGUCUGCGGAGAGUUCCUCAACAACUCUGCCGGGUGGGUUCACUCGGUUGCCUUUUCUCCCAGUGGAGACAGUCUGGCCUUUGCCGCGCACGACAGCAGCAUUACUGUGGUGUACCCCAGCGGCCCGGAACAGCCGCCCAAAGCCGUCCUCACCAUCUCAACCCAGCUCCUCCCCUUCAAGAGCUUGAUCUGGAAGAGCGAAGGCGAAAUCAUUGCUGCCGGCUAUGACUGCGAGGCCUUGCGGUUCAAGGGCGGCGAGUCUGGCUGGCAGCUUGCCAGUGCCGUCGAGUCCAAGGCGGGUUCAGGCCCAGGCCAUCAGCGCGAGGAGUCGGCCCUCAACAUGUUUAAGCAGAUGGACCUCAAAGGCAAGAUCAAGGAUGACACCCAGUUGAAGACGAUUCAUCAAAACACCAUCACGACGAUCCGACCUUUUGCAGUCUCGGGCGGCAAUGUCGUAAAGUUCAGCUCAAGUGGCGUUGAUGGAAGAGUUGUCAUCUGGAACGCUUGA
Messenger RNA from Hirsutella rhossiliensis, 1092 nucleotides. Its product is annotated as actin-related protein 2/3 complex subunit 1. Gene Ontology annotation, molecular function: actin filament binding. Gene Ontology annotation, biological process: Arp2/3 complex-mediated actin nucleation. NCBI's taxonomy places the organism in Eukaryota, Fungi, Ascomycota, Sordariomycetes, Hypocreales, Ophiocordycipitaceae. The transcript is spliced from 3 exons. Gene Ontology annotation, cellular component: Arp2/3 protein complex; actin cytoskeleton. Bases 1 to 1092 code for a protein of 363 amino acids. The record is from RefSeq and is a predicted model, not a curated record.